Molecule: messenger RNA, 522 nt
Organism: Impatiens glandulifera
Lineage: Eukaryota; Viridiplantae; Streptophyta; Magnoliopsida; Ericales; Balsaminaceae
Product: agamous-like MADS-box protein AGL62
Exons: 1
Coding region: 1-522 (173 amino acids)
Biological process (GO): regulation of transcription by RNA polymerase II
Molecular function (GO): DNA-binding transcription factor activity, RNA polymerase II-specific; protein dimerization activity; RNA polymerase II cis-regulatory region sequence-specific DNA binding
Source: RefSeq, a predicted model, not a curated record
AUGGUCAAAGCAAACAAAGGGCGUCAAAGAAUCACCAUGGCCAAAAUGAAGAACGAGAGUAAUCUUAAGGUGACAUUCUGCAAAAGGAAAAGUGGGCUUUUCAAGAAAUUCAGCGAGCUUAUCACACUAUGUGGGGCUGAAGUUUUACUUCUAGUAUUUUCACCAACAAACAGAGUGUUCUCCUACGGUCAUCCCAGUGUAGAAGAAAUAGUUGGGCGAUUAUUUGGUUCAUCCUCUCCGACGGGGCUUUCCAGUGAAACUCAACAAAUGAUUGAAUCUUAUCGGUCAUCAACAAACAUUAGGGAACUAAAUUCUAAUGUGAUGCAGGUUGAGGAAUUGAUGGAGGUUGAGGAGCAGCAUGCGAAGCAGAUAAAUCACAACAAGAAAGUUGGGCAGGAUCAAAGAUGGUGGGAGAGAUCGAAUAAAGAGAUGAAUUAUCAACAACUUGAACAUCUCAAGAUGUCUCUAUUGAAUUUAAAUGCCAUUGUGACGCAAAAGAUGUUGGAGUUUUCUAACCCGUAA